CACUAUCCCCUGCAGCAUCCGGGUCCCAAACUCCAUCCGCGCGGAGAGAGGUGUUCUGAGCGCGAGGCUCCGUUAGCCCCCCCUCGGGAAAACAACAAAAAAACGGAGCCAGAAGUGCUCCACCGCUCAGCUGCGGACUGCCUUAACGGGCUCAUGUGAUGCAUUUCAUAUGUUUAUAUAUAUAUUUUUCGUAAUCGAUUUCUGGCAGUUUUGAUGUUAGUUUGCUUGCUAAUUCACUAGCCAUCGAUUGAUGGGUGUUUUGACUGUGGACGCUGGUUUAUAGUAUUUGCUAUCUGGCCCAGCUUAAGGCUCUUAACCGCGGCUUUGGCGCCUCUGAGUUUCUUCCUCCAGCAAAGACCACGAAGAAGCUGGAGCAAAAUAAGAAGAAUGGGUGCGUUCUUAGACAAGCCAAAGAUGGAGAAGCACAAUGCUCACGGGGAGGGGAACAGCCUGCGCUACGGACUCAGCAGCAUGCAGGGCUGGCGUGUGGAGAUGGAGGACGCACACACAGCUGUGAUAGGGCUGCCUUACAGCCUCAGCCUGUGGUCUUUCUUUGCCGUCUACGAUGGACAUGCAGGCUCUCAGGUUGCUCGUUACUGCUGUGAGCAUCUGCUGGAACACAUCACCAGCAACCCGGACUUCAGGGCAGGCUGCUCAGGGGGUGUGGACUCAAUUAAUGCUGAGCCCUCCGUGGAGAGUGUGAAAUGUGGAAUCCGCACAGGUUUCCUGCAGAUCGACGAGCACAUGCGGGCCAUGUCCGAGCGCAAACACGGGGCGGACCGCAGUGGAUCCACGGCGGUGGGUGUGAUGAUUUCCCCUCAUCAUUUUUAUUUCAUCAAUUGUGGGGACUCCAGAGCCUUGCUGAGCCGCAAGGGUCGCGUUCACUUCUUCACCCAGGACCACAAGCCCAGUAACCCCCUGGAAAAGGAGAGAAUCCAGAACGCAGGUGGUUCUGUUAUGAUCCAGAGGGUCAACGGCUCCCUCGCUGUCUCCCGUGCUCUUGGCGACUUCGACUACAAGUGCGUUCAUGGGAAAGGCCCCACUGAGCAGCUGGUGUCCCCGGAGCCAGAAGUGUAUGAGAUCGAACGCUCUGAGGCUGAGGAUGAAUUUGUGGUGCUGGCCUGUGAUGGCAUUUGGGACGUCAUGGCCAACGAAGAACUGUGUGAUUUUGUGCGUUCACGCUUGGAAGUGACAGAGGACCUGGAGAGAGUGUGUAAUGAGAUUGUGGAUACAUGUUUGUACAAGGGUAGCCGAGACAACAUGAGUGUGGUGCUGAUAUGUUUUCCUGGUGCCCCAAAAAUCAACCCAGAAACCGUGAAGCGAGAGGUGGAGUUAGAUAAGUACCUGCAGAACAGAGAGGGUGGAGCAUGUAAAAAAACGAGUAAAUAAAAUAUAUUAUUAAGGAUGAGAGAGAGUUAUAGAAAGUGAGCAUUCUUAUGAGAGUUUCUUAGAUGGCAGUUUACACUUGCCAAUGAAGUAUACGUUACAGUUAAUGAAAAAUGUCCAAUUAACGAAUCCCCAUAUUGGAGAGGAAAGACUCAUUGGUACUGUAUUAGCAGUUAGGUUAGGCCUAUUCGGGAACAAAUUUAACCAGAGAGAAAUACCACAGUGUGAAUUUAUUUGAGCUUAUAUUGAUAUUUAGAGGCCUUUAAUUAUUUAUUGCCAGUAUUGAAAAGAACUUACACAAUUUAGAGGUAACCUGUAGCUUUACCAGAGGUUUUAUUGUAGUGCAUCUGAGAAUCCUCUCCUCCAGCACAUAUAACUUAGUGUAUUAUUAGCUACUAAGUGAUGGUGAGUAAGUGCAAUUGUAGAUUAGGAAAAAGGAAUGAUGAAAACCCAACAUUUGGCUCUGCACUUUUUCAUUAAACGCUGCUAAACUUUAA
Carassius carassius (crucian carp) is the source of this 1883-nucleotide messenger RNA. It is a transcript of the gene ppm1ab, whose product is annotated as protein phosphatase, Mg2+/Mn2+ dependent, 1Ab. The coding region runs from base 388 to 1389 and encodes 333 amino acids. The transcript is spliced from 3 exons. The record is from RefSeq and is a predicted model, not a curated record. Gene Ontology annotation, molecular function: protein serine/threonine phosphatase activity; magnesium ion binding; manganese ion binding. Gene Ontology annotation, biological process: negative regulation of canonical NF-kappaB signal transduction; positive regulation of canonical NF-kappaB signal transduction; protein dephosphorylation. Gene Ontology annotation, cellular component: nucleus; cytosol. Lineage: Eukaryota; Metazoa; Chordata; Actinopteri; Cypriniformes; Cyprinidae.